Topomyia yanbarensis is the source of this 823-nucleotide messenger RNA. RefSeq names its product DNA topoisomerase 1. NCBI's taxonomy places the organism in Eukaryota, Metazoa, Arthropoda, Insecta, Diptera, Culicidae. The record is from RefSeq and is a predicted model, not a curated record. The transcript is spliced from 3 exons. Bases 43 to 783 code for a protein of 246 amino acids.
GUUAAUUUGUCAAAUAAAUUUCUGUAAUUUCUACAAGACAACAUGCCGCGUUCCUAUUCUCGGUCUCCCUCCCGCUCGCGGAAGCACUCGCGUCGGCGAUCACGGUCGAAGUCCCGUGAACGGGACAAAUAUUUCAACCGGAACGAUUAUCAACGUUAUCGUAGCUCAGAAGAUCGAUCUUCAAAGUCGCGUUCCACUGCCGCAUCUUCGUCGUCGGGCAGAAGUAGUACCCAUGAUCAUCAUCAGAGCCAUCGGAAGAAACAGUCGGUUAGCAGCUCGGUGGCAAGUGACUACAGAUGCAGAAGUCGAUCUAAGGAGAGGGAUCGUGAAAGACGCGAGCGUAAUAAAAGGCGAUCUAAUUCGCGCGAUAAGUAUACACGCAAACGAGCUAGCUCAAGCAGCUCCAGUAGCAGCAGUAGUAGUAGUUCAGGAAGCUCAGGAUCAACCAGCAGUUCAAGCUCUUCCUCGGAGAAAACGGAAGAUGAAUAUGUUUUUAAGUCUCUAACUGAUAACCACGAGCCUGAUAAUGAUAAGACAACAGUCUUAGCAAAGUUGAAUGCAGAUGAGUUCGUCCCACAAACGUUUGUAUCAUCGAAGAAACCGGCAGCAACCCAGGUUGCAGGGAACAUAGUAAUUGAUUUGACUGCGCAAACUAUUAAGGUGCCGAAAACAGAGGAAGAGCAAGCCAUAGAUCCCCUGUUUCAUCCAAAUUUCUUCGGCAACGAUGACGAACGAAUGUCUCAGUGGGUUCGGAAAUUGCUGGCUGUGCGACAGAAUACUUGAAAUUAACACCCGUAAGUAAAACGCUAUUCAAUUUAAUAAU